This is a messenger RNA of Cladophialophora immunda, 2250 nucleotides long. RefSeq lists its product as uncharacterized. Lineage: Eukaryota; Fungi; Ascomycota; Eurotiomycetes; Chaetothyriales; Herpotrichiellaceae. The transcript has a single exon. The record is from RefSeq and is a predicted model, not a curated record. Bases 1 to 2250 code for a protein of 749 amino acids.
AUGUAUAUCGAAGAGAUCCCGCCUGGAUCCAUCCCGACGUUGGCGAAACUCCUCCAGUUUCGACCCAAUGAAGCCCUAGAAACCGUGUCAUCGCGAAUCGCCAAGGGGGUGAAGGUGUUGCCUUCCUUUCUCCGGCCGAGCCGUCUGGAGAAGAUCCUCUUACCCCCUCGCGGCCAUCUCUGCCAGCUACAUAAAGCCCUACACUACGACGCCGUAGACGUCGUGCUACGCCAUGUCCAGCACGAAGUGGGGAUUCGUCUCAACAAGCUCAUUUCGCAGUGCGACAUGCUCUCCCCGGAGCAGUACGUGCGGGUGAUGAGACUUCGGGCCCUGCACGCCUUGUGGCUCACACCCGAGGACUACGAAAAGACAUUCUUGACUUCAAGCCAGGGUUCGAAGUGGGUUUACCAAAGCGACCGGUGCAGCGCCUGCAUCUUGUCCCGUAUCACGCGCGACCUGGAGAUUCUCCUGGACCUCAGGUGGGCGAUCCGGUCAAGGGCGACGCACAAUUUCAUCGCGACGCACGGAAUUCCCAUACUCCAGCCUUGGGUGCAGGUGUGGAUUGCCGCGCUGGCGCGGUGCGUCGAAAGGGCGACCAGUCAGGAGAUUGAUCUGGACACGGUCAUGCUCCAGAACGAGGAACAAGCGGUGGCGUUGAAGAAGACAAGAGCUCACAUUGAAGCCGUCCGGAAGGAGAAAUACAAGUACAUGAAGGUGAGCAGAACCAAAAGCGGGAGGACACGAGCCAGGCGCGCCGACAGUUGUCGUCUCGUUCCUAAUCCUCCGGCGCCUCCUGGGCACGAGGCUGCAGAGACUGUCACCACCCAAGACAGCCGCGGCACUCAAGCCGGAGAAGACCUGCCAAGAGACCUGGACGAAGCCGACCUUGAGGACAUGGACGCGUAUGAGGCUUUGACCAGCACGACAUAUCUUCCAAGUCUGCCACAUCCUCACGUUAAAUAUCCCUUCGAAUCGGCUAUCAGCUCCGUUUCCGGUGAUCCUUCCACGAAAGGUCAAAGCCCAUACGGACACUCUUCCCUGGGCACUGAACGGGCAUCAAUCUAUAGCGUCCUCGAAGACCCGCAAACUGCCGCAUCUCUGGAGCUGAGAGACCCUACAGACCAGGACGAACAGUAUGAAUACGUACCUCCAAGGUCACAGUGGAAGGCCCCACAACAAGAGCGACCAACGCGACCAUCAACACUGCACUCUCGUCCACCAGGCGGCCGGCAACAUGAUGAAACGGUCUCUGUCAUGUCCGCCAGCGACAGGGUCGAGAGACCAUGCGUCUCGUCGAGAGAUUCUUGGGAAACGGAGCUUCUGAGGGCGUCGAGUUCGAGCAUAUACUCUACCGCAACGGCGGCGUCAAACCCGCAGAAGCGUCACGCCUCUCGAAGCAGACCGCGACUGACCAGGGUUGACGAGAACGAGGACGAGCACUGCGGGAACGGAAUACACUCUGCAUCCCGAGUCCGUGCCCCGUCAUCCACGGGACAUCGACGCGAUGCGGCAGAGACGUACACCGACCUCCUCGCCUCAUCUCCAUUCGCAACAACCACAUCCGAAACACCAUUCAGACCACAACAUGUACCGCGACCUGGGCCAGGAAGAUGCACGCCCCCGGCGUCUGCGUCGGAACUAUUCCUCCGUCUGUACGAUGAAGUCAGCCGGCACGCAGCAGGGCCAGGCGCAACGACACCUUCACCUGAACUGCCUUCCGGGCCUGCCCUGCGACGGGCACCGUUGACGCCUCCAAGGCGUCCGGCGUCGUCGACGGAAGACUUCCUCAAUCUAUACGACGAGGUGGUCGGCGCGUACUCGCGGGACAGAACCCCAGGCUCGUCGUCUUCGCCAGAGACACACCGUAGCGUGUCCACGUCGACGUCGACGUCGACGUUGGUCUCGGCCACCACGAGGAAGAGGUUGACCCCUGAACGGCUCUCUGUCCGGGCGAGCACGAAUGAACGACCGAACGACCGCAGAAAGUCCGAGACCCAUGCCCUCCACUGCGAGGUGCACGUGCGUGAGGGAGCAGGGUCGGGGAGCUCGGCCAGUCAGAGCAGGAGCAGGAGUAGGAGCAGGAGCAGGAGUAGGAGCAGAAGCAGACACCGCAGCCAGACCCACGGUCAUGGCCAAAGCAAGACCCGCGGCUGCGAUAGCAGGGAUGACGUGCAGUCUACAUGGAGCGGAGUGUACGAAUCGGACAUUGCGUCGAGAGAUGACCUGGGCUGGUUUUACCACGGCAGGUAA